This is a messenger RNA of Puccinia triticina, 1596 nucleotides long. RefSeq lists its product as uncharacterized. The transcript has 6 exons. Gene Ontology annotation, cellular component: mating projection tip. Bases 1 to 1596 code for a protein of 531 amino acids. Gene Ontology annotation, biological process: regulation of fungal-type cell wall biogenesis. The record is from RefSeq and is a predicted model, not a curated record. Lineage: Eukaryota; Fungi; Basidiomycota; Pucciniomycetes; Pucciniales; Pucciniaceae.
AUGCCCUCCAGGCCCAGCCAGCAUCCUCCCCAGCUCAUCAACCUCCAGACAUCCUCGCUCCCCGCCCGGCCCGCCAAGCCGGCCAGAACCAUCAAGCGCCAGACCGAGCUCGAGGAUGAACAGCGCUACGGGCCCCCCUCGCCGAGACCGCCAGCCCGCCAGAGCCCUCUAGACUCCGCCCAGCCCUCCCGCGAGCCCAUCACCCCCGCCGACAGCCACUGGGCCUCCUCCGCAACGACGACGGAUGAGCUCUUCCUCUCCGAGUCCUACCCGCCCAUCCACUCGCACCUCCAGCUGCCCUUCUUCAACGAGAAGCUCGCCUCGCCGAUCGGCAUGGGCCGCGGCCAGCCCAUCCCCUCCUCGCCCACCCCCGUCUACGGCUCGCUCGACCGGCUCUGGAAACGCAUCACCCGGAUCCUCGUCGAGAAGCCCUACCAGCUGCCCGAGCUCGCCGACACGCUCUCCUACCCGGCCACCGAACAGGCCAUCCACGCACUCGACGCCCUCCUCCAGCCCUACCAUCUCGCCCUCCCCCCGGUCAUCCGCCACCACUUCCUCACCCACGACGGCAUGAGCAGCUGUCCAUCUGGCUGGGUCCGAGAAGUCUACUCCCAUCCCGCCUGGAUCCCCCUACUAAGCGACAGGGUGGGGAACUACAUCGGCAUCGACCUCAGUCCACCCCCGGACUCGACCUACUCCACCCCACGGAACCCCUCCCCCUCGUCCUCGUCCGGCGACGAGCGACGGCUCGGCGGGGGGCAGGGCAACGCUCGUCCGGAGGCCGGACAAGUGAUUGCCUUUGGGCGGGAGAUCGACGAGAAGGUGGUCCUGUGGCGGGGCGAGGGCCGGGACGGAUGGGCGAACUGGCUGGCCUCGUUUGCAGACGACCUCGAAGACGGCUCGUUUGCGCGGCUGAUCGGCAAGAAGCGCUCCCCUCGUCUGCUCAAGACUCGUCGGGACUCGGACGGCGAGCGGGGAUGGGCCCACAGCGACGAGGAUAGCGAGGACACCGAGGACGGCCUCGGCGAGCUCGGCUACUUCAACGACGGCGCCGGAUUCGGCGGCGCGGCGAGCGAGGACGGCGAUUUCUAUGGCUGGCGACUCGCCCCCGAGUAUCGCGGGAUGAGCGUGAUCGAGGCCCUUUGUGCUCGAAGUAAACAACGCUGGGCCGAAGCAAUCUCUGUGGCAGGUCGUUGCAAGUCGAUGAAAUACGACAGUCGCUCGCACUCUCUCUCGAGCAGUUCGCGCCGCUCGCCCCAGCCCUCGAGCAGCCAAGGGCCAUCGGGGCCGACCCGCGUAGCGUCGAGCUCCUCGGCUGGAGGUGGCCAGGGCGGGCCGGCGGGGGGGAAGCAGCCCGCCGAGCCCGGGCUGCAUCCGGUCGUCCGCAAGCCCGCGCCGGCCAGACGCACCCGGCCGCCGCCCCCGGCGCCGGUCUCCCCCCAACAGGCCCUCAAUCACACCCAUCAUCCCUCCGAGAAAUCUGACGACAUCUCCCUCCACCACCUCGACCACCUCCAUCCAUCCCCCUUACUCGCCCCCACUAAUAGCUCCACUUCGCCCUCCCAAGGACUCGGGAUCAUCCGAACUGAAUCUUGA